Betta splendens (Siamese fighting fish) is the source of this 1241-nucleotide messenger RNA. RefSeq names its product GAR1 homolog, ribonucleoprotein (gene gar1). The record is from RefSeq and is a predicted model, not a curated record. Gene Ontology annotation, biological process: ribosome biogenesis; snoRNA guided rRNA pseudouridine synthesis. Lineage: Eukaryota; Metazoa; Chordata; Actinopteri; Anabantiformes; Osphronemidae. The transcript has 6 exons. Gene Ontology annotation, cellular component: box H/ACA snoRNP complex. Bases 218 to 868 code for a protein of 216 amino acids. Gene Ontology annotation, molecular function: box H/ACA snoRNA binding.
UGUACUUUAAAGUGCAUAACUAACUAGUUGACUUAUUUCGCGUCUCUGUGUAAACAUUGAAUUACUUAUCUGCGCUAGCAUGUUAGCACUGGCUAAUAGUUAUUUAGCUGCGCUUAGCUAGGUUUUGCAAGGUUUCAUGUGUGUCCUAUUCUGAUUCGUUUUUUAAUGGUUCAUCCUCCCGCUUUGUUUUAUUUCACACAUAAGAUCAGAAAAGAAGAUGUCUUUCAGAGGAAGGGGUGGAAGAGGUGGAGGGUUUAACGGACGUGGAGGAGGGGGAGGCAGGGGUGGAGGAGGCUUUGGACGCGGCGGUGGAUUUGGACGCGGCGGUGGCAGAGGUGGUUUUAACAGACAGCAAGACUUUGGUCCUCCUGAUCACGUUGUCGCACUAGGAGAGUUUGUGCAUCCGUGUGAAGAUGAUAUUGUGUGUAAGUGCACAACUGAGGAAAACAAAGUUCCUUACUUCAAUGCACCAGUAUACUUGGAAAACAAAGAACAGAUUGGCAAGGUGGAUGAGAUAUUUGGCCAGCUCCGGGAUUUCUAUUUUUCAGUCAAACUUUCUGAAAAUAUGAAGGCAUCUUCAUUCAAAAAAUUGCAGAAGUUCUAUAUAGAUCCAAUGAAGCUCCUCCCACUACAGAGGUUUCUUCCCAGGCCUCCAGGAGAGAAAGGGCCACCGAGAGGAGGCCGUGGAGGACGAGGUGGUGGUCGUGGCGGUGGUUUUCGAGGAGGAAGGGGCGGAGGUGGCCGCGGUGGGGGAUUUGGAGGUGGUCGAGGUGGGGGAUAUGGAGGUGGCCGCGGUGGAGGGUUUGGAGGAGGUGGAGGCUUUAGAGGAAGAGGAGGCGGUGGACGUGGAUUCAGAGGAGGAAGAUGAUCAUACGGCACUAGUCUGGUGUGAGCUUUCCAUCCCUCUACAUCUACUUGAAGAAGAUAUCCGUUUCCUACUAGUGCCUGGCCUGUUGGCCUCGGAAAAUGGAUGUUGGACCUCUAAUUGUAGAACCUUCAUGGACGUUAUUGUUUUAUUUUUGUACUUAUUCUGUAUGAGUGAUGGACCUUCGUGGUUCAUUUGUGUGCUUGUGCACACCAUAGCAAGGACAUCUUUUUGAACAUCUAUGAACAGGCUUGUCAUUCUCCUGUUAUAACUGUGUUACAACCUGGUUGACCAGGUGUUUAUUUGUAAAAUCUCAUCAUAUUGUCACAGUUUUGUUAAAGGCCUUUAAUUAAAAGAUGCUUUGUAGUUGUGUCUA